Molecule: messenger RNA, 735 nt
Organism: Knipowitschia caucasica
Lineage: Eukaryota; Metazoa; Chordata; Actinopteri; Gobiiformes; Gobiidae
Source: the annotation of a GenBank genome assembly
AUGCCUACGGAUACCCGAUCAUACCUCCGCGACAUUGACUUCUACACUGACCGCAUACCAAACGCGUCUCCAGGAGACAAAAUAUUCUUAAUGAGGCUCACGUCCAAUAGAGAAGUGAAUAACUUCAUCGAAAGACAACCGAGAGCUUCAAAGCAUGACUACAACGAGCUCUGCAAAGCCCUCCUGGCCGAAUACUCAGACUUCGGGGCCUCUGGGACCCUCACGGCAGCCAUGGCAGUCAAACAAACUCAAAACGAGCUUGCGGACUGCUACUACCACAGACUAAGACAGGCUUACUUUGGCAACCAAAACUACGAAGGGAUGGAGGAAGAUAAAAACUUCAAGGCCCUAUACAUCCAAAACCUCCAUCCCAACCUUAGCUUCCUACUAGGCGUGUCCGCCUGCCCCCUUACACAGGACAUACGACAACUGAAGACCCUAGUGGUAAACACGACCAUACGUAAAAUGGCGCUAAUGCAACUGACCGUGGGCCCCAUGACGCUAGUCCACCCGGUCUACAUCUCCCCAUUCAACUCGAUUCCACUCCUGCUGGGCCAGGACCUUCUAAAUCGGUUGGAACCCCUAAUAGACUUCCAACGUCUGAAGAUCUGGGCACAAGUCCGGAAGCCCUUGCCCAUCCCACGCCCACUGAGCGAGAACCACUGCUACUUCAUAGAAGCGCCGCCUACAGACGGCCUACAGCCGGCCUACAGCCCGGCAUGGACAAGGAACUAA